Akanthomyces muscarius is the source of this 2865-nucleotide messenger RNA. RefSeq lists its product as uncharacterized. The coding region runs from base 1 to 2865 and encodes 954 amino acids. Gene Ontology annotation, biological process: DNA damage response; protein dephosphorylation. The record is from RefSeq and is a predicted model, not a curated record. The transcript has 7 exons. Gene Ontology annotation, molecular function: protein phosphatase activator activity. Gene Ontology annotation, cellular component: nucleoplasm; protein phosphatase 4 complex. Lineage: Eukaryota; Fungi; Ascomycota; Sordariomycetes; Hypocreales; Cordycipitaceae.
AUGGCCGCUAAAACUCAAGUCUAUAGUGCUCUUGUUCGCCCCCAGAUCAGCGCAAUUUUUCGGGCGCGGCGGACGCCUUGGCCGGCCCAAGCGGCCGCAAAGUUCCCCUUCCAUGUUCCCCCCCAGCUUCUAGCCGAUCGCGCGUUGACAUCCGCCCACCGCUGCGCCGCCCUCCGCCCUUUCCUCGUCUUGUCGCGCGCAUCCAUCUCGGAAGCUCACAACGAGACGGCCGAGCUCUCGCUGCAGCAGCAUCUCGAAAUCUCGCCAGACCUGAUCGCGUACCCGCCGCAAAUCGCCACGGAGGCGGACUCCGAGCCGCUGAUGAUGGCACAGCAGGUGCCUCAUCAGGCGACGGACAGGAAGCGCGUCAAAGUCUACGAGCUACGCAAUAACGACUGGUUCGACAGAGGCACCGGCUUCUGUACCGCAUCCUUUUCGACCGACAAUGGACGCAAGUAUCCUCGCGUCAUUGUCGAGUCCGAGGACCAACCCGAGCGACUACUUCUCGAGACCAAGAUCCAAAAGGAGGAUGGCUUUCAGAAGCAGCAGGAGACGCUCAUUGUCUGGCAGGAGCCAGGGAGCGGUGUCGAUAUGGCGCUAAGUUUUCAGGAAGCAGAAGGCUGCGCCAACAUUUGGAGAUUCGUCAACAACGUUCAACAGACUUUCCAAAACAGCCUCGCCGGAGCCGAUGACGCCCUUUCCGAUGACCUCACCGUGGAGAUGAACCAGCACCAAGUUAACCUCCCCGCGGCCGAACUGGGGAACCUGUCCGACAUCGACCAGGGCAUGCGUAUCAUGAGCAACACUGCCAACGGCCGCGACGCCCUUGCUAAGUUCAUCAUGGCCGAAGAUUACAUCGGCAAGCUUAUUCCCCUCGUCGAGAUGGCAGAGGACCUCGAAAGCCUACCAGAUCUGCACCGACUCUGCAACAUUAUGAAGUCCGUUAUUCUUCUCAACGACACCACCAUCAUAGAACAUGCCGUUUCCGAUGAAAACGUUUUGGGCGUCGUUGGAGCCCUCGAAUACGACCCAGACUUUCCCAGCCACAAAGCCAACCAUCGCCACUGGCUGGACAACGAAGGCCGCUACAAGGAAGUCGUGCCUAUUGAGGACGGAAUGACGCGACGCAAGAUUCACCAGACCUACCGACUUCAAUAUCUCAAAGAUGUUGUCCUCGCCAGAAUUCUUGAUGAUCCCACCUUUUCCGUUCUCAACUCCCUCAUCUUCUUCAAUCAGGUCGACAUCCUCCAACACUUGCAAACCAACGGUGAAUUUCUCAACGACCUCUUUGGCAUCUUUACCGCGUCACAGCCUGACCACAAGCGUAAAAAGGAGGCUGUUUUGUUUAUACAGCAGUGCUGUGGUAUUGCCAAGACGAUCCAGCCUCCCGCGCGCCAAACUCUGUACAACAACUUCAUCGCGCACGGCCUGCUCCAGGUUAUUCAUUUUGGGCUUCGCCACGACGAUGUCGCUGUGCGCGUCGGCGCCACUGAUAUUCUUGUUUCCAUUAUCGACCACGACCCGCAAAUGAUUCGGCAGACGAUAUACCGCCAGAUGCACGACAACCAGCCCUCAUUAACCGAUUCGCUGAUAGAGCUCCUGCUUGUGGAAGUUGAUCUCGGCGUAAAGUCUCAAAUCUCGGAAGCUGUCAAGGUCAUACUUGACCAGGGCGUGCAAGGCCAGGGCCCCGAGGUCAUGACUAAGGUUAAUGGCGAGUUCAUGGGCCGCCCGAGACCACAUCAAUCUGCCGAUCCCCAGCAGGAACUGUUCCUGACUCGCUUCUAUGAUCGUUCAGCUACCAAGCUCUUCAAACCGCUCCUCGACUUGGAACACGACACAGACAUGAACUUUUCCGUUCAGCGAGCUUCCAUGUUCAGCUACCUCAUCGAGAUUCUCAGCUUCUUCAUCCGCCAACACCACCGUUUCAGCCGCUACUUUGUCAUGAAUAACAACAUCGUGGAGCGUGUUGUCCACCUCAUCAAGUCGCCCGAGAAAUACCUCCGACUUGUCGCUAUUCGCUUCUUUCGCUGUCUCAUUGGGCUGCAGGAAGAAUUCUACAUGAAGCAGAUUACAGAAAAGCGCGUGCUUGGACCAAUUCUGGAUGUUCUCAUUGACACACUACCUCGCGAUAACUUGCUCAGCUCUGCUUGCCUUGAGCUUUUUGAACACAUCAAAAAGGAGAACAUGAAGGAUCUGGUCAAGCAUCUCGUCGAAAGCUACAGAGACCGCCUGGCCGAGCUGAGCUACAUGGCGACCUUUCGCGAAAUAGUCUUACGCUACGAUCAAACGCAAGGCUUCACGACAGAUGUUGAAUACUUUUUGGAAUCGGAAGAGGACAUGACAAGACGUCAACCUCCCAAUGCGAGAUUAAUGGAGCAUAUUACGGUUGACCCGCAAGAGGAAGAUUACUGGGAGGCGUCGGACCCGGAAGACGAUGGUGAGGAAAGUCAAAGUGCCAAUAGCAACAGCAACGGCUCGACGUCGUCGAAACCCCUGGUCGACUAUCCGUCUGACGAAGAGGGCGACGAUGCCGCUGCUGACCAAGACGCCAUGAAGGACGAAAUCGGGGACAACGGGGCAUUCUCCCCAGUAGAAGAGGAGCCUGUGGCGCCACCUCCAGAGCGUAUAAGCGAGAAGCGGAGACGCGAAGAGGAUGAGGAUGAAGACGAGCUCGGAAAGCUCGUGGCCAACAAGCGCCGCAACAGCGGUUCCGCGGACACCAACUCGGCCACAUCCAGUAAGGCCAGUCAGCGCCGAAGAAGCUUCUCGGCCGGCGCCGGCAAUGCCAAAUCCAGCAAGAUUGCCAUUAGUCUAUCCCCUACCCUCAAGAGCGGCGGAGACUUGAGAUCAGACGACGAAAUAUGA